Peromyscus eremicus (cactus mouse) is the source of this 1176-nucleotide messenger RNA. RefSeq names its product FRAS1-related extracellular matrix protein 2-like. The record is from RefSeq and is a predicted model, not a curated record. Gene Ontology annotation, cellular component: membrane. Gene Ontology annotation, biological process: cell communication. Lineage: Eukaryota; Metazoa; Chordata; Mammalia; Rodentia; Cricetidae. The coding region runs from base 25 to 1161 and encodes 378 amino acids. The transcript is spliced from 6 exons.
GAGAAGCCCUGUGUCCUCGAGCUGAUGGAUGACGAUAUACAUGAGGCCCUGGAGGAGCUGCAGCUGGUACUUGGCACUCCACAGAGCAGCUCUGCCUUCGGGGCUGCAGUGGGCGAGCAAAAUGAAACUCUGAUAAAGAUCCAGGACGAUGCUGACAAAGCUGUUAUCAAAUUUGGAGAAACCAAAUUUAGUGUCACUGAGCCCAGCAAACCAGGAGAGUCCGUGGUCGUCAAAAUUCCAGUGGUCCGCCAAGGAGACACUUCAAAGGUUUCCAUUGUGAGAGUCCACACCAAAGAUGGCUCGGCCACCUCCGGAGAGGAUUAUCACCCCAUGUCAGAAGCCGAAGGACAUCUACAAAUCAGCUCCUCCACCUUCUGUAGUAAGGCCUGCUACUCAGGCUUCAAUAAAACCCAUCAUGAAGUCGAGUUUAAGGAAGGGGAAACCCAGCACAUCGUUGAAAUUGAAGUCGUCUUCGACGGGGUAAGAGAGAUGAGGGAGGCCUUCACUGUUCACCUAAAACCAGAUGAAAAUAUGGUGGCAGAGACGCAGGCAACCAAGGCCAUUGUAUAUAUAGAGGAAGUCAACAGCAUGGCGGAUGUCACCUUUCCCUCUGUCCCUCACAUUGUGUCCUUGCUGAUAUAUGAUGACACUUCCAAAGCCAAGGAGAACGCUGGGCCUGUGUCUGGCUAUCCCGUUGUCUGCAUUACGGCUUGCAACCCCAAAUAUCCAGACUACGACAAAACAGGCUCUAUUUGUGCCAGCGAGAACAUCAAUGACACUUUGACCCGAUACCGGUGGCUGAUCAGCGCUCCUGCUGGCCCGGAUGGUGUGACCAGCCCUUUGAGAGAGGUGGACUUCGACACCUUUUUCACAUCAUCCAAAACGAUCACGUUAGACUCCAUAUACUUUCAGCCUGGUUCCCGGGUACAGUGUGCGGCUCGUGCAGUGAACGCCGAUGGGAAUGAAGGCCUGGAACUGAUGAGCCCCAUCGUCACCAUCGACAGAGAGGAAGGUGAGAGAUGUUUCCCUGGGAAGGUCACUGAAACACUGCUGCAGUAUUGCAAAUACCUCAUUUCUGUGUAUAAAUUCCUCCAAAUAACCCUGUAUACCAUAGAACUCUACUUACAGACGAGCAUCCAUUUUUGCAAAAGUCUUCAUUAGAAAACAGUAAUUCCA